AUGAAUAAUCAGCUGGAAAAUGUUGAAAAAGAAAAGGGAGUUGCAGACGGGUCUCUAUCAGGUGACAAGGAGCAAAAGAAGGUGGAAGGUAUUCGCCAAGGCGACCCCCUCUCAUCAUACAUAUUUGUCCUUGUCAUGGAGAAGCUUGGACACAACAUUCUUCAGAAAGUUGCUCCAGGCUCUUGGAAGCCUUUUCAACAUGAUCUCAUACUCUAUAGCAAAGCUGACCUUGAUCAAGCUCGCAUCGUUGUUUCGACCUUGUCCGAGUUUGGGCAUUUUUCUGGUCAUCGAGUCAGCUCCAGGAAGACUCGUAUCUAUUUUUCUCCCAAUACUAGUGAAGAGCAACAACUCGCAAUCUGUGCUUUUCUUGGCUAUCACCAAGUUGACAAUAUGGGAAAAUAUUUGGGAGUACCGAUUUUUCACGGUUGUACCCAUCAUGCCCAUAAUGACUUUAUCUUAGACAAAAUGCGGGCACGAUUAAAUGGUUGGGCCGCUCGCACCCUUUCCAUGGUAGGACGCAUUACCCUUGCCAAUCGAUGUAACGGAGAAUCUCUCUCGUCAACUGAGAAUCUCUCCUUCCAUAGAACUUACGACCACAACACCGCUUUUAUUUGGAAACUUGGUUACGCACUGAUUACUCGCCCUAAUGCCUUUUGGGUCCAAGCUAUUAGACAGAAAUACCGUAUGACGGAUCAUUGUCCAAGCUCGAUAUCUAUGUCAUGUUGCUCCCCUCUUUGUAGAGCUUUGACUCAAACUUGGAACAUCUUUCGUUCGAAUAUCUUAUGGCUGCCUGGAAAUGGAAAUACUGUGCACUUAUGGGAUGAUUGUUGGAUCCCUACUAUGGGACCUUUGUGUCAUUACUUGUCUCCUUCCCAAGUAAAUACACCCACUGGUUUUGCUGACCUCAUCGACCAAGAUGGGAACUGGAACAGUGACAAGCUUGCUCAACUUUUGAACCUGCCAUUGUUGACCGUUGAAGGUACUUUGGGUACCGUUGAUACGAAAUGGAAAGCUAUCUGGACCACUCCACUCCCUCAGCGCAUCUGUUUGUUUCUAUGGCUUAUCCUUAAAGAGCGUAUCUUGACAAAUAAAGAAAUAUACCGCCGUGGCUCUCCAUAA
Molecule: messenger RNA, 1119 nt
Organism: Hibiscus syriacus
Lineage: Eukaryota; Viridiplantae; Streptophyta; Magnoliopsida; Malvales; Malvaceae
Exons: 5
Coding region: 1-1119 (372 amino acids)
Source: RefSeq, a predicted model, not a curated record